UGUUUCUGGCUUUGCUAGUAGAGAUUGAAGCUGAUACCAAAACGGUUAUAUAUGUCAUUAACACAAUGAAAUGUCCUUCUUCGAUACUAGAAAGAUAUAGCAUUCAAAUUUCUGAAAGGAUGGAACCUUUUUCCUCUGUAAACACAGUAUAUAAUCGAUUGUUUGCAAUAAAUUCCUCUGAAAUAUCGAUAAGGAUAUCUCUUUAUUUUGAAAGGCGUCUUUUAGAUUAUCUUCCUGUUAUUAAUACAAGUUCUAGCGUGCUGGAAAAUACUUUGACGUCUUUAGAGUUAAACGAGCAGUUGACAGCUGUUCUUGCGAAGGGCCCUUUAAAUGGAAACACAUGUCUUGAUGUUUUGAGGCGUAAUGCUUUGGACUUUCAAUUGGAUAGUGACCGGACGCAUAGAUUACCGUGGAAAAUACAAAUGAUUAGAUGCCAAGUCAAAACCUAUUUAUUAGAAUGCCUUAGCCAAGAUAUAUCAACGACCUUAAUAAAAUAUCUAAACGACCAGAUGAUUAUCAAGAGAAAAGCAGUUGCCGAUGAGCUUGAUAAAAUGAUGGAUAUAUCGAUGUGUUGGAUUGACCAGCUUACUUUCGAUAUUUUAGGAAUCAUAUCAAUAAGAUCAGUACCUAUACUUGGAUUUGCAUCCACUCCUUUUUCAAUAGCAUCAAAUCUGUUAUUUUCCGUAGAUGUUCAAGAUGUAAGUUUCAGACAUCAAAUCGCAGAUUAUUUACAUGAACAUAUAAUGGCGUGGAGGACUGAAGUAAUUCGGGACGUUCAUCAUAGAUUUAAAGAUUUUUUUUGGAAAAAGUUUAUAAAAUUAUGGCAGAUACUAAAUGUAUUUGGGAAACGAAACAGAGCAAGCAUUUCUUUCCACGAAUACAAAACCAUUACAGAAAGGAACUUGCAAAUUGAAGCAUAUGGAUUAUUUGGAGACAUCAUAAAGAUAUACAUACAUAAGAAAGAAACUAACGAAGAAUCAAUUCGAGAAUAUCUUUGUAAAUAUUGUACGGAUAUUUCACCUGUAAAAAUUUGUGAGUAUAAGGAAAUGAUCGUUACUAAACAUUGUUUUAAGUCUGGAAAUAGGGUCAUGAAGGUGGGGAAUCAAAAUCGUUAUGGGACUGCAAGUUUUCCAUUGAAAGACAGAGAAAAUCGGUAUUACUGUGCUACUUGUAAGCAUGUAACUGCCAUCACCGGAGACGCUAACAUUAUUUCCAAUGGUGGAAUGGCACUUUCCACAGACAGCCUUACGUUUAAUACUGAAUUGGAUUUUGCACUGUUGAAAUUGAGGAAUACAAAUAUUGUCUGUAAUCACGGCAUUCGUACCGAGGACAAUUGUUUUGUAUCGGGUGAAGUAUUAGAAAUUGACAUGACGCCAGGUAAAGACGAUCAGUUUUAUAAAUGGGGAGCAACUACAGGUCUAACUAAAGGAAACUACAUAGGUAUUAUUUUAAUAAAAACCGAGACGACAAAUUAUGGUAUAGAAAAUUUUGUCAUUGAGGGACAGUUUGGACAAUUUUCAAUGCCAGGAGAUAGUGGAUCUCUUAUUUGUAUAUCUCCCGAUUCAAUAGUUUAUACAAGCCAUAUGGCUGCAUGUAUUCUAGUCGGAGAAUGUACUCCAUCGAACUUUGACGAAAAUUUCACUCCAAAUAGGCAUAUGUGUUACCGAGUAAGUCUUCCUUUGUCGGAAAUGAAAAGUUCCGAGUCAUAUAGUACAAUCAUACCAUGUUUCUCUAUGUAACAAUUCUUUCGAAAUAUUUUAUGGGUGUCAAGCUGAAUUCUAGUAUUGUCUAAUUUCGUCAAACUAAUUAUAAAAACUUUAACUGAAAAUAUAGUUGUUGAUUGCCCAAUGUCGUUUGACUUUACACAUGUAAGAUUCUAGUUUUAGCUUUUUAAGGUAUAAAGUGAAUAAAGUGUUACACAGAUCAUACAAAUACCUCAUCCAUUGUAAAAAAAACAGCGGCGGAAGAGACCACUCAACACUCAUUCGCCUGUUGCAUGAUAUAUGUAAUGCUAAUUUAAGAAAUUAUCAAUAAACUAAUAGUUCCAACGCCUUCAACCAAGGUGACUUUAGAUUAUUUUGUUAUUCCUGUAACGUCUCGUUUUGUCGUAUAGCUUCCCAAGAAUUUUAGUACUUAUUUAUCCUUGUUUUCACAUUUGCUGGUUUGAGCGUUUAUGAAAUUUAAGAAUGAAAUGUGCUAUGGACACAUCAGAUGUAUAAAUUAUUAUUUUCAUUUUACUUAAGUUCCAACUUCUUCAGGCAAAGUUGACCUUAGGUGCAUUUAAAUAUUCAUUUUAUGUUCCUUUUGUUUAAGUAGUUGCACAAGUUUGUAUACAUCAUUUGCUUUCAAAUGUUUGGGAUUUGACAGUUGAGCAGUCUUAACAAGUGCUUCAGCAUGUUCAGAUGGACCAAAUUUAUAAGUGUUAUUUGGCUCUAGCUGCUGACGAAAUAGUAGUCACCGAGGAUAUCUUCAGCUAAGUGGGCAGUGCUGCGUAGCUGACAUGAUUCUUAACAUAACCGUAGAUAAAUGUAGAAAGUCUUCAAAAGCUAUAGGUAGCAAUAAACAGUUAGAAGUUUAGUUUUGCAUUUUGGCCAUGGUGAAUUUUUUUAAAUAUGAAAAUGUUUGUACAAUAAAAUUGAUUUUUAGAUAGCUGAAGAAUAAUAUAACCUUUCAAGUGGGUUUAUAUGAACAUCAAGAUUAUGUUUUGCAUGUUUUAUAGGCCAUUUUUCUAUUUGAAAGUCCAUAUUUUCACAUCCGUACCGCCCAUGGGUCCAGAAAUUAUUAUAGUGUUUUUCAACAAAGAUUUGACCCUCGAACUUUUCAAUUCAAUUUUAUGGAAAAAUGAGCCAUGCAUAUUAUUUGUUUUUUAGAUAUCUUGAUAGAUAAAUGUCUAUGGUUUCAGGAAAAGUAUCACUCUAAUGGAUUAAAAUCCUUCUUUGGACAAAAUUUUGGGGACUUUUGUGACAUUUUCACCACCUUUUUGCAAUAUCUAGUAUAAAAUAAAUGCUUAUUCUUGCCAUAGUUACACUAAAAACAGAUUAUAUUUCACCAUUAUAACUAUAUGGAAGAUGCUGUAUCCAUAUAUAUGCACAUGCAUAACACAAACAAAAAGCCUUUUUCGUUAGAAAGCAAGGGAAAGAGGUUGGUUAAAAAUUAUGAGUGUCAAUCGUAGGUUUUUUUCCUAACUGUGUAUUGCUACCAUACCUCUGUCUUUCUUUGCAGUACUGACAUUGGGUCGAUUUGGCUAUUUGUUGUCCCGUUUGAUAAUAUCUAAAGAUCAUUACGCAUCCAAGUACAAACCUGUCCUUUCACACACCAAUUUUGU
Molecule: messenger RNA, 3325 nt
Organism: Mytilus californianus (California mussel)
Lineage: Eukaryota; Metazoa; Mollusca; Bivalvia; Mytilida; Mytilidae
Exons: 2
Coding region: 66-1739 (557 amino acids)
Source: RefSeq, a predicted model, not a curated record